Drosophila grimshawi is the source of this 3743-nucleotide messenger RNA. It is a transcript of the gene TBCD, whose product is annotated as tubulin-specific chaperone D. The coding region runs from base 60 to 3662 and encodes 1200 amino acids. The record is from RefSeq and is a predicted model, not a curated record. Gene Ontology annotation, cellular component: lateral plasma membrane. The transcript has 4 exons. Gene Ontology annotation, biological process: tubulin complex assembly; microtubule cytoskeleton organization; bicellular tight junction assembly. Gene Ontology annotation, molecular function: GTPase activator activity; beta-tubulin binding. NCBI's taxonomy places the organism in Eukaryota, Metazoa, Arthropoda, Insecta, Diptera, Drosophilidae.
GAUACUUUCUUACGACAGCCGGCUGUUGAAAAAAUCUAGAAUUUAAUAACUAAACAAGAAUGUUGCAACAAAGUGAUGAUUGCAAGGAUGAUGACUUUCCGGCGAAUACGCUGGAGCACUUUGCCGAAUUGGAGCAGGUGCUGCAGAUGAUUGACACCAUGAAGCCCAUAGAGGCAGCCUCGUUUGAGCGUGAAUUUGAGCAAUAUACGGAAGUAUUGACUCGCUACCAGGAGCAGCCACAUCUGCUCGAUCCACAUCUGGAGCUGAUGCUGUCACGUCUAUUGCACAAAAUACGCCAGACUGAUUUACCGGCGGGGGACCGGGAUGCGGCCUUCAAGUAUUUGUAUAUUAUCUCCAAGGUGCGCACCUAUAAAGUUCUCAUCAAGUUCAUGCCACACGAGCUGACCGAUUUGGAGUUUGUGCUGCAACUGCUGGGUCAGCAGGAUCCGAAGGAGUUCAGCAAUUGGGAGACCCGCUAUAUGCUGCUCCUCUGGAUGUCCAUAUUGGUGAUGAAUCCCUUUCAUAUGUCCCGCCUGGAUGCCUACGAGACAAGAACAACAGCAGCUGCAGGUGCAACUCCGACUCGCAACAACUGUGUGGAACUGAACAAUCAUUCGACCAGCUUGCCGCCGGCGAUAACCAAAAUGGAACGCAUCUUCGAGCUGUGCAAGCUGUAUGCCUCCACGAAUGACACUUGCAGCAACAUGGCUGCCUAUUUAUCAGCCAAGUAUUUUGUGCGCAGCGACAUUAAGGAUCUCUAUUUGGAGCCAUUCCUCGACUGGGUCAUUGCACAGCAUCAGGCAGACACUCAGCAGGUCAAGUUCGGACAGCUGGCUGCCGUUGCCGCCAUUCUCAAGCACGGCAAGCGUGAGGAUCUGCUGCCGUAUGCCGAUAAGCUGCUGCAGUGGAUCGUCGCCUGUCCUUACAAGGAUGUCAACGAUUUUCUCAAGUACAAGUAUUACGUAAAGAUUGUACAGCGACUGGGUCUUGUGCAUCUGAAGCCACGCAUCGCCAGCUGGCGCUACAAGCGUGGCACCCGUUCGUUGGCCACUAAUUUGGGUGGGCAAACCAGCGCUGCUGGGGAUUCCAGAGCGGGCAAUGCGGAUGCAGAAGAUGGCGACGGAUCUGGCGGCGAGGAGAUAAUUGUGCCCGAUGCCAUUGAGGAGGUGAUUGAGGAGCUGCUGCAAGCGUUGCGCAGCGGCAGCAACGAUGUACGCUGGAGUGCCGCCAAGGGAUUGGGCCGUGUGACCAAUCGGCUGCCCAAGGCGCUGGCCGAUGAGGUGAUUUUCUCGCUCAUCAGUAUACUUAGACCGUUGGAGCCGCACGAGGCGUGGCACGGCGGCUGCCUGGCCAUCGCUGAGCUGGCGAAGCGGGGACUCCUAUUGCCCUACCGGCUGCACAAGCUGGUGCCGAGGCUGAUGGAAGCGCUGUUCUACGAUGAGAUGAAGGGCUACAUGUCCGUCGGCCAGCACAUUCGAGAUGCCGCCUGCUACAUGUGUUGGGCCUUUGCCCGUGCCUACAACCCCGACGAUCUGCAGCCUUUUGUGCAGCAAAUCUCCUCGGGUUUGCUGACGGUUGCCGUCUUUGAUCGCGAGGUGAAUUGUCGACGGGCUGCAUCCGCUGCCUUCCAGGAGAGCGUCGGUCGCUUGGGCAAUUUUCCCUUCGGCAUUGAGAUCUCGACCACGACGGACUUUUAUUCGGUGGGCAUACGCCACAAUUCCUACUUGAAUAUCAGUGAUUUUAUUGCCCAGUUCGAUGCAUAUCGCCUGCCGCUCAUCGAUCAUCUGGUGCAGCGCAAAGUGGGCCACUGGGACUCGGCGAUACGUGAACUCACCGCCAAGGCGCUUCACAAGCUCACCUUUCGUACCCAUUACAAGUAUAUGGACCGUGAUGUGAUGCCUCAGCUCCUGGCUAAAACCAACUCAAUCGAUGUGAACGCGCGUCAUGGGUCUGUGCUGGCAUUGGGUGAGAUUACGCUUGCAUUGCGUCGAUAUGAACUGGAAGGUCCACUUCCACACCCACACACAGUGGCCUUUCUAUCCGAUCAGCGUAAGGUGGAGCUGAAUGAUCUAAUACAGACGUUCCUGGAGCGCGGUUUCUAUCGCGGCAUGAGCGGUGAACUGAUGAAACUCUGCACGACCAGCUUCAUACGCAACUGCAGCGUCGCCGAACUGACAGUCAAUGCACAGUGCUUGGCCAGCUGGCAGCAGGUCAUCGACAUUUGUCUGGUGACCAAGUCCAGCAAUAUACGCGAAUCAGCAGUGGAUGCAUUUGCGGAACUCAGCGGCGCCUAUUAUUGCGAGAAGUCGCGUAACGCUGACAACGAGCUCAUCGUGAAGGCCUAUCUCCGGGGUGCCGACAACGCUAUAGAGGAGCACAUACGCAUGGGUUAUUUGGCUGCAUUGGGCGCGCUGCCCGCCUUCCUGAUGCGUGCACAUUUCAAUGAAAUCCUCGACAAUCUGGUGAAACAUGCGCUGAUCCCGCAGGUUGCCUACGACGAUCACGAGAAUAUCCAGACCCACAGAUGGAGCGAGGCACGCGCCCAAAGCGUACGUGCCCUCAGCAAGAUGGUGAAAUCCGUGGGCUACGAUGGGGAAAAACAUUCAUUUGACAAUGAAGCGCACUUCAGAAAGGUGGUGGAUUGCCUGCUACUGGCACUGGAUGAGUACACGCUGGACAAUCGUGGCGACAUCGGUGCCUGGGUGCGUGAGGCUGCCAUGAAUGCGCUCUUCGAGCUAAUCACCGAGUGUCCCAACUAUAUGCAUGGCCCUUUCAAUGUCCCUAGGAUUGUGUUGGGUUUUAUGCAGCAAGCAGUGGAGAAGAUUGAUCGUACACGCGGCUUAGCUGGUCGUCUCUUGUGUCGCCUGAUCCAUGCCCAGCCUGCCAUACAAUUUAUACCUGCGUAUGACAGACUCCUGGAGAUUUUUCCCAGCGAUGAUAAGACCGUGCUGUGGCUCUUUGCCGAUCACACAUUCCCUCUAUUCUGCGAGCUGCUCGCCCAUCCCAUUUUUUCCAGGCGUGUACUGCUGGGAUUAACGGCCAGCAUUGGCCAACUAACUGAAUCUCUGACCAAACAUGCUUCAACUGCACUAUUCCAAUUUUUGCGUACCCAUCUGGAGGAGGUGCCACGUCUCUGUGCUGAGAUUGUGCAGAACUUUGAGACUCAUCUUUUGAACGAGCGUGUGACGUAUCCAAUGCUCAGUUUCCUGGAGAUCCUCAUUGGCUCGGGCACAAUUGAAGCAGUGCUGCACGAUGCGGACAAUCCCUUUGCCGAGGACGUUUAUCGUCUGCUCAAUCUGGAGGUGAAGGGCUAUAAGAAACUGUACAAGACGGCAACCAGUAUUAGUACCUUCUGUCAGCUUGUGCAGGUGCCGCGUCUCAGCAAACGCAUCCUCUCAAAAUUGUCCGUAUUCCUGGGAUUGCAGCAUGUCCAUGUGCGUAAGACGGCUGCCACUAAAUUGUAUGAAGCUCUAGCAUUGCACGGCGAUGUCACCGAUAUACCCGAGGAGAAUAUAGAUGACAUCCUGGCCCUGCUGUCCGAAACUGACUGGACAUUGCCACUGGUCGAAAUUCGUCCGGUGCGCAAUAAACUGUGCCAUCUGAUGGGCAUCAAGCCGCCAGUUAGUGGCAAGCAAAUAGCUGCUGCCACAGCAGAAACAUAGAAAUACAGUUUAACUUUUAUACUCCCAUUUAACUGUUAACACACAAAAAAAGGAAAAUAUAAAUAUUUAUUUAUUAACUUA